AUGGAAGGGCAAAACGUUACCACGGAAGUCCCGGCAGCCCUAAAGCGCCUGGCCAAGUACAUAGUGCGUGGUUUCUACGGAGUGGAGCACUCCCUGGCCCUCGACGUCCUGAUCCGCUACCCCUGCGUGAAGGAGGAUGACUUGCUGCAGUUGCUCAAGUACGAACGCAAGCAACUGCGCGCCGUGCUCAACACGCUCAAGGCAGACAAGUUUGUGAAGCUGCGUAUGCGGGUCGAAACGGGGCCCGACGGGAAGAGCACAAGGCACAAUUACUAUUACAUCAAUUACAAGGUGCUGGUGGACGUGGUGAAAUACAAACUGGAUCACGUGCGCCGGAAAAUAGAAGCGGAUGAGCGGGAUUCGACUACCAGGUCUUCUUUUAAGUGUCCGUCUUGCUCCAGCACUUACACGGACCUGGAGGUCAAUCAGCUCUUUGACGUGUUUACAGAGACGUUCCGCUGCACUUACUGCAACACGGAAGUAGAGGAAGACGCCUUGGCCCUUCCGAAGCGCGACGCUCGAACCUUGCUAGCAAAAUUCAACGAGCAGAUUGAGCCCAUCUUCGUGCUGCUGCGGGAGACUGAAGAUGUUGUUCUGCCGUACGACUUGCUGGAGCCUCAGCCAACAGAAAUACCAGAGUUAUCAGAAAGCUUUGAUCAGAAGGUGGGUUCAAGCAUGCUGGAAUCCUGCAGCCGGCCUGAAAAAUGGGCCACCAGAAGUUCCUCUUCUGGCAAUAUGUACACCCAAAACUUAGUUAUUGAAGUCCAAGACUCGGAGCCCAAGAAGAAAACAAGAGAAAAAGCAACUAAAGAGCAACCGAUCUGGAUGUCGGAAAGCACCGUGGAAAGAGCAACAACAGCCACCAGCAACAGUGUUGGAGUAAAUGCUUCUGAAGAAACUGAAGAAAGCGUUAAGGAAACUGUCACGGACAAUGAAAUCAUCAAGACUCUUCUGAUCCAUGAAUCCAAGUCAUCAUCCAGCACGGACCAGGCUCCUGUUGUCCCUGGCAAACUGGCCAAGUCAGGCAGAGAUACCAGUGAGUCUGAGGAGGAGGCCAGCCACUCGGGAGGGGAAGCAGCAGGCUUCAAAUAUGAGGAGGAGCAGGAGACACGAGGUCCUGUUUUAAUGGUAGCCGGUCAGCCUCGCUCAUACGGUGAAGUCAGUGAAAAUCCAGAGCUCGUGUCUCUCAUGACAACCGAGGAGAAAGAAGCUUACAUAAAAGUAGGACAAGAAAUGUUCCAGGCUGUCUAUGAAUAA
Messenger RNA from Opisthocomus hoazin, 1257 nucleotides. RefSeq names its product general transcription factor IIE subunit 1. The record is from RefSeq and is a predicted model, not a curated record. NCBI's taxonomy places the organism in Eukaryota, Metazoa, Chordata, Aves, Opisthocomiformes, Opisthocomidae. Gene Ontology annotation, cellular component: transcription factor TFIIE complex. Gene Ontology annotation, biological process: transcription initiation at RNA polymerase II promoter.